Molecule: messenger RNA, 1029 nt
Organism: Ascochyta rabiei
Lineage: Eukaryota; Fungi; Ascomycota; Dothideomycetes; Pleosporales; Didymellaceae
Product: Mitotic spindle checkpoint component mad2, variant 2
Exons: 7
Coding region: 1-1029 (342 amino acids)
Biological process (GO): mitotic spindle assembly checkpoint signaling
Cellular component (GO): nucleoplasm; kinetochore; cytoplasm
Source: RefSeq, a predicted model, not a curated record
AUGUCCGAGCCAAGGACCACCAGGUCUUCCAAGACCGCCUCGUCAACUUCGAAACCAGCAUCAGCCUCGGCAUCAACCUCGUCAAAGUCGACCUCCAAGUCAAAAUCAAAGUCGUCCAAGACCGACGGUGCAAAGGUGCACAAGCUGGCUCUCAAGGGCUCCUCCAAAAUCGUCAACGAAUUCUUCGAGUACUCUAUCAACACCAUUCUGUUCCAACGAGGCGUCUACCCUGCAGAAGACUUCACCGCAGUCAAAAAAUAUGGACUGACCAUGAUGGUGACGGCCGACGACCAAGUCAAGGCAUACAUCAAGAAGAUCAUGUCGCAGCUCAAGGAGUGGAUGUACGGCGGCAAAAUCACCAAGCUGGUCGUCGUCAUCACCAGCAAGGAAACCGGCGAGCAUGUGGAGCGCUGGCAGUUUGACGUCCAGAUCUUGGGGAAAAACGCAAAGACAAGAUCGUCCAAGACUACAACCGACCAAGAAAAUUCGGUUCCAGACGGGGGCGAGGCUGUUCCAGAAGAGAAGACGGAAACCGAGAUUCAGGCUGAGAUUCAGUCCGUCUUUCGACAAAUCACUGCCUCGGUCACUUUCCUGCCCAUGCUUGACGGCAACUGCACCUUCAAUGUGCUCGUGUACGCCGAUGCGGAUUCGGACGUGCCUCUGGAGUGGGGCGAUAGCGACGCCAAAGAGAUCAAGAACGGCGAAAAGGUACAGCUGAGAAGCUUCAGCUCGAGCAAUCACCGAGUAGAUACGCUAGUGAGCUACAGGUAUGUUGAGUCCAAUAUCAUGGUACAUGUGUUGGGACUGAUCCCUCCAGGCUUGGGGAAUAGCCUCGAUCUACAAACACUACAUCAUUCGUUGACACGCCUAUCUUUGCGCAACCCUGUUUCUCCCCUGUAUUCCUCUGCCGCACCUACAAGCAUGUCUUACCGGCAGCGCCGGGCGCAUCUCCGGUCCGGCACUGCGACGCUCCAGAAUGCAAGAGUCAACAAGUCUCAACCCCCCGAGCAUCGCCACCUUGUCGAUUGA